Messenger RNA from Scomber japonicus (chub mackerel), 612 nucleotides. It is a transcript of the gene rcvrna, whose product is annotated as recoverin a. The record is from RefSeq and is a predicted model, not a curated record. The transcript has 3 exons. Gene Ontology annotation, molecular function: calcium ion binding. The coding region runs from base 1 to 612 and encodes 203 amino acids. Lineage: Eukaryota; Metazoa; Chordata; Actinopteri; Scombriformes; Scombridae.
AUGGGGAAUACAAAGAGCAGCGCUUUGUCGAAGGAGAUUCUGGAAGACUUGAAGUCCAACACCAAAUACUCCGAGGCUGAACUCUGCACCUGGUACCAGUCUUUCCUGAAGGAGUGUCCCAACGGGAAGAUCAGCAAAGAGCAGUUUGAAGGCAUCUAUGCCAGCUUCUUCCCGAACGCAGACCCCACAGCCUACGCUCGGCAUGUAUUCAGGAGUUUUGACACCAAUGCAGAUGGCACUUUGGACUUUAAGGAGUACAUUGUCGCUUUGCACCUAACGUCCGGUGGAAAGACUCGGCAGAAGCUGGAGUGGGCCUUUGCCUUGUAUGAUGUGGAUGGGAAUGGAACCAUCAACAAAAAUGAAAUCCUAGAGAUUGUUAGGUCAAUAUUCUUUAUGAUUCCUGAUGACGACCAGACGAACCUCCCCGAGGACGAAAACACACCAGAGAAGAGGGCUGAAAAGAUCUGGGCAUUCUUUGGGAAGAAGGAAGAUGAUAAAAUCUCAGAGGGCGAAUUCAUUCAGGGUGUGAUGGACAACAAGGACAUCCUGCGGUUGAUACAGUAUGAUGAGCCUCAGAAAAUUAAAGACAAGCUAAAAGAGAAAAAGCAGUAG